This is a messenger RNA of Drosophila subpulchrella, 2835 nucleotides long. It is a transcript of the gene nonA, whose product is annotated as protein no-on-transient A. The coding region runs from base 118 to 2403 and encodes 761 amino acids. Gene Ontology annotation, molecular function: RNA binding. Gene Ontology annotation, biological process: regulation of DNA-templated transcription. The record is from RefSeq and is a predicted model, not a curated record. The transcript has 5 exons. NCBI's taxonomy places the organism in Eukaryota, Metazoa, Arthropoda, Insecta, Diptera, Drosophilidae. Gene Ontology annotation, cellular component: nucleus.
GAAUCGAAUCGCCUCGCAGUAAUUUUUUUGGAAGUACAAUUUCGAGGGCGGUCUGUUGUGCGAGUUGUAAAAAAAAGGCAAUAUUUCUUAGAGAUAAAUACAUAAAUACACUUGAAAAUGGAGAGUGCGGUGAAACUGGAUAAUAACACCACGCCGUUGCCGCAACGCCAGCAGCGGGGCAAUCAGCAGCCGAAUAAAAAUAUUGGCAAGCACAAUGCACCCAAGCAAAAUGAUUCGGCCGACGGAGGUCCGGCGGAGAAAAAGGCUCGAUUUGGUGGACCGAAUGCCCAAAACCAGAAUCAAAAUCAGAACCAGAACCAAAACCAAAAUGGUGCUGUAACGGGUGGCGGUGGUAAUGCCCCCAAUCAAAAUAAGAACUUUGGCAACAAGGGUGGUUUCGCUGCCAACCGGAAUCGCAACAAUCAGAACCAAAAUCAAAAUCGUGGCGGAAAUCAGAACCGGACUUUUCCAGCCGCCAAUGUGAAUCAAAAGCCCAACAACGAAACACCAAAAGCGGCCGUUGCAAAUGUGCCUGCCAAGACAAAUGAACCGGCAACAGCAGCUGCGAGCCAAAAUCAACCGAAUCAGAAUGCUAACAAGAGCCAAAAUCAGCGACAAGGGCCAAACCAAGGCCAAAAUCAGGUUCAAGGUCAAGGUCAUCAAGGUGGAGGAGGAGGUCAAGGAAAUCAAGGAGGAGGUCAAGGCAAUCAAGGUGGAAAUCAAGGAGGACAAGGAAAUCAUGGAGGAAACCAAGGAGGACAAGGAAAUCAUGGAGGCAAUCAAGGAGGACAAGGAAAUCAUGGAGGCAAUCAAGGAGGACAAGGAAAUCAUGGAGGAAAUCAAGGAGGACAAGCAAAUCAUGGAGGACAAGGAAAUCAAGGAGGUCAGGGAUAUCAUGGCGGACCAGGAAAUGGUCAAGGCUUCAGAGGUCGCAACGCGGGUAACAACCAAGGCGGAGGUGGUGGUGGUGGCGGCGGCGGAGGACCCCAGAACCAGCAGCGUGACAACAGGAACCGGGGUCAACGCCCUGGUGGUCCUGGUGGCAUGAACAGCUCCAACAUGGGCGGAGGCGGUGGUCCUCGUGGCGGAGAGGACUUCUUUAUUUCCCAGCGAUUGCGCAGCAUUUCCGGACCCACCUUUGAACUGGAACCCAUUGAAGUGCCCACCGAGACCAAAUUCUCUGGCCGCAAUCGCCUGUAUGUGGGCAAUCUAACUAACGACAUCACCGACGAUGAGCUGCGCGAGAUGUUCAAGCCGUACGGCGAGAUCAGCGAGAUCUUCUCGAAUCUGGACAAGAACUUCACAUUCCUUAAGGUUGACUACCAUCCCAAUGCCGAGAAGGCCAAGCGCGCCCUGGAUGGAUCGAUGCGAAAAGGUCGCCAGUUGCGUGUGCGUUUUGCCCCCAAUGCGACCAUCUUGCGGGUGAGCAAUCUCACACCGUUCGUGUCGAACGAGCUGCUGUACAAGUCCUUCGAGAUCUUUGGUCCCAUCGAGCGGGCCAGCAUCACCGUCGAUGAUCGUGGCAAGCACAUGGGCGAGGGUAUUGUGGAGUUCGCCAAGAAGUCUUCCGCCAGCGCCUGUCUGCGACUGUGCAAUGAGAAAUGCUUCUUUCUGACCGCAUCCCUACGUCCGUGUCUGGUCGAACCGAUGGAGGUGAACGACGACACCGAUGGUCUGCCGGAGAAGGCGUUCAACAAGAAGAUGCCCGAUUUCAAUCAUGAGCGCGGCGUUGGUCCGCGCUUCGCCGAUCUCAAUUCGUUUGAGCAUGAGUACGGUUCGCGUUGGAAGCAGCUGCAUAAUUUGUUCAAAACCAAGCAGGACGCCCUCAAACGGGAGCUGAAAAUGGAGGAGGACAAGUUGGAGGCUCAGAUGGAGUACGCUCGCUAUGAGCAGGAAACUGAACUUUUGCGCCAGGAGUUGAGGAAGCGCGAAGUGGACAAUGAGCGCAAGAAGUUGGAAUGGGAGCUGCGCGAGAAGCAGGCCGAGGAGAUGCGCAAGCGCGAGGAGGAGACAAUGCGACGGCAUCAGGGCGAUUUGCAGAGCAACAUGAAUCGCCAGGAGGAGGACAUUCUGCGCCGGCAGCAGGACAAACUGUUUCAGCAGGCGCAGCAGCUAAAUUCGAUGCUCGAUCUGCAGGAAGGAUUUGGCGGCGGUGGUGGCAACGGCGGCGGCGGCGGCAACAACUCUAAUUUCGACAACUUCGGGGGCAACAGCAAUUCACCAUUUGAAGUUUUCAGAGGCAAUAACAACAACAAUUCCACUAUGAUUGGAAACAAUGCUGGUCCGAAUGCACAGGACUCCUUCGCUUUUGAAUUUGGGGUUAACAAUAUGAACCAAGGCGGCAAUCAACGCGGAAAUAAUGGCGGAGGAAAUAAUGUCCCAUGGGGACGCCGACGUUUUUAGACACUGGAGCAUACAUAUGAGGAUGAAAUAAUAACGUACUCUCUCCAUUAUUGAUUACGUUUCACAAUUUUGACCUUGCUUGUUCGCGAGUGAACAAAAUAAACUAGCAUAAAUGGAUCGUCUAAUCGAAUGCACCCCAAUAUGAUUUGAUUAACUACUUAGUCAAAUACUAUCAAUCGGUCCUAGUAAGAGGCAACUAUAAAAUUAUGACCCGCAAAGGAUGAACCUUAAAAAAUACCCAAUUGAAAUCCCAAAAUGAUUGCAUAUAAGUGCAGUACUGCACCAAAAAAGAAAAAAAUAGAACUCAUUACGUGCGUCUAUUUAAUCAUAACGAUAAUUUUAAAUUAUGUAUGUGGUGACUACAUUCUCCAAAUAUGAUUCUUUUUUUAUCCAUAAUUCAAAUUAAAUAUAUACAGAUAUAUUACUAAUCGA